Molecule: messenger RNA, 5130 nt
Organism: Cottoperca gobio
Lineage: Eukaryota; Metazoa; Chordata; Actinopteri; Perciformes; Bovichtidae
Product: pre-B-cell leukemia transcription factor 1-like
Exons: 9
Coding region: 440-1729 (429 amino acids)
Biological process (GO): regulation of DNA-templated transcription
Cellular component (GO): nucleus
Molecular function (GO): DNA-binding transcription factor activity, RNA polymerase II-specific; DNA binding
Source: RefSeq, a predicted model, not a curated record
ACAUGACAAAAGCAAGGGGGAUGGAGUGAGUGAAAUAAAUCCACACUUCUUAUUUCUCACAGCCACUUUUUUAUUGUAAUUUGUCAGGAGGAGUGGGAUCACUGCGCCACAUUACAAGACAAACGUGUCCUAGUUCAUGUUCAGCAGCGUAUCUCUUUUUACGCACACCCUGCUCCAGUGAAGGCAACAACACUUCAGAUCAGAUUUCACAUUCAGCUCCGACCAGCUGAGAGAGGCAGCCAGAGAGCAGGAGGACUCGUAUCUCCGCUUUCCCCCACGAUACCCCCGCCAGAACCAGCGAGGAACAACCGGGUGCGCGGCGCAAAUAUUGUAAAACACCACCGGGAUUUUUUUUUUCUUCUUUUUUUCCCUUUUAUGUAUUUUUGCAGGAUUUCAGCAGCGAGAGCGCCACUGAGAAUUAGAUAAGAGCGAAGAAGAGAUGGACGAGCAGACGAGGUUGAUGCACUCUCACACGGGGGUAGGCAUGGCAGGGCACCCUGGCCUGCCGCAGCAUAUGCAGGAAGGCACCGGAGGAACUGACGGCGACGGGAGAAAACAGGACAUUGGAGACAUUUUACAGCAAAUUAUGACCAUCACGGAUCAGAGUCUGGACGAAGCGCAAGCCAGGAAACACGCUCUGAACUGUCACAGAAUGAAGCCAGCUCUUUUCAAUGUCUUGUGUGAAAUCAAAGAGAAAACAGUGCUGAGUAUCCGCGGCACCCAGGAGGAUGAGCCCCCGGAUCCCCAACUCAUGCGCCUGGACAACAUGCUACUGGCAGAGGGCGUGUCCGGUCCGGAGAAAGGUGGAGGCUCGGCGGCCGCGGCCGCUGCAGCAGCAGCCUCGGGAGGAGCGGGGCCUGACAACUCGGCGGAGCACUCUGACUACAGAACCAAGCUGACCCAGAUCAGACAGAUCUACCACACAGAGCUGGAGAAAUACGAGCAGGCAUGUAACGAGUUCACCACCCACGUGAUGAACCUGUUGAGGGAGCAGUCGCGCACGCGGCCAAUUUCGCCCAAAGAGAUUGAGCGCAUGGUGAACAUUAUCCACCGCAAGUUCAGCUCCAUUCAGAUGCAGCUCAAACAGAGCACCUGCGAGGCCGUCAUGAUCCUGCGCUCCCGCUUCCUCGAUGCCAGACGGAAAAGGCGAAACUUCAACAAGCAGGCAACAGAGAUCUUGAACGAGUAUUUCUACUCGCACCUCAGUAACCCCUACCCCAGCGAGGAGGCUAAAGAAGAGCUGGCAAAGAAGUGUGCCAUAACAGUUGCCCAGGUUUCCAACUGGUUUGGGAAUAAAAGAAUCAGAUACAAGAAAAACAUUGGUAAGUUCCAAGAAGAAGCCAACAUGUACGCUGCGAGAACUGCCGUGAAUGCGGCUAAUGCAUCCUCACAUGGAAGCCAAGCAAAUUCACCCUCAACUCCAAACUCUGCAGGUUCUGCUGGCUCUUUUAACAUGUCAAACUCCGGGGACUUGUUCAUGAGCGUGCAGUCUCUCAAUGGGGACUCAUACCAGGGGGCUCAGGUGGGAGCCAACGUGCAGUCACAGGUGGAUACCCUUCGCCAUGUUAUCAGUCAGACAGGCGGAUACAGUGAAGGACUCACAGCCAACCAGAUGUACAGUCCGCAGGGCAUCAAUGCAAACGGUGGCUGGCCGGAUGCUCCAACCCCCUCAUCUGUGACUUCGCCUACAGAAGGACCCGGAAGCGUUCACUCUGACACCUCCAACUGAUCCUCCACCCCCCACUCCUCCAUCCUCUGCCUCCUAACUUCCUCCACCAGUGCACCCCCAGCCACAUCUCCCAAAACUUAAACCCCAUCGGGGCUGGACGUGACGUACUGUACGUCGCCACACGGCGGGACACAGCUGGGGUCUGGGAUGACAUUUACAGACAAAUAUUUCACUUUUCCUAUCUGGACUACCGCGUAUGGGGACUCAUAUCCACACUUCACAGUUUGUACAGUUUCCACUUGAUGUCCAUGUUGCCUCUUUGUAUUUCUCUUACAUUAUAUAUCCACACAGUAGGCUGACAGCUCGCAGCAUAAAGCCCCACGUCUUGUAAAUUGAAACGCUUCCACACUACCUCGAUUCGAAACAACGACAGAGAAAAACAACAACUUCGGUUUUCCCAAAGUGGUAGUACUUUCUAUGACUUUCCAUGUCAACAAUGCACUAUAAACAUACUUAUAAUGAAUUAUAACCUGUUUAUAGAUUAUAAACACUCAUAUUCAUAUUCAUAAUGAUUUGUAACAGUAAUAAUACAUAAAAAAAACAUAAAACAUUUUAUAAUAACUUAUAAGGUCAAGUUUCAUAACUGACAUUUGUUUUGCAUGAUCAUAGUGUAUUAUAAUUCUCAUUGUUAUAAUACAUUAUUAUCUUUUCAUAAUGCUCAUUGUUUACGUUAAGUAAAGUGAAAAUUCAUUUUACAACUUUAUGUGUUCUUGUAUAGAUUAUUUUGAUAUUUCUUCACUUUGCAUUUCUUAAGUGUUUAUAAUGCAUUAAUGUGUCAUGAUUAUUGUUAUAAAGUAGAUUAUAAGUAUCGUAUAAUGUAAGUUUAAUGCGUUACUGACAUGGGCGUCAUAGAAAGUGUUACUACAAACUUUAUAUAAUAAUUUAAAUGUGACUGUACACACACCCUGCCCCGUCAUAAGCCCUCUGUUUAUUACUGUGUUCACUCAUUUUGUUUUAUCUAUCGUGCCAAAGUUCAACCCUGGAGGUGAAUUUUGAUAAUGUUAUGUUUCCAAUUUUCAUGUCAUACUUUUGUGAAGUAUUAUUAUGUUAGUCCAGUCAUAUUAGUCAGGUAAUAUCCAAAACUCGAAUUAUAUAGUUUGUAUUCAGAACUUCUACAGCAAACUAUGAGAUAUAAGGCAUUUUAUAUUUAAUCGCCAGAGAAGCAGGGUUUCUGCUCAUGUGCUGAACAAUAAUGCCAAUAAUUCACAAUUUUUAGCAACAAAUUGAGUGCGACUCACAAAAAGUUGAAGUUCUGUCAUGCGUGUUGGCUGCAUCCACAAUAUUCAAAGAAGAAUUGACCUGAAACACUAAAUCGUGACAACAUGAGCAGCGAUUAUGACGCGUCAAUAUGUGUUAAAGCACAAGAACACCUAAUGAUUGAACUCAAAGGGUAACAUUUGUAAAUGUGGAAGAGAAAAGAACAUUAAGAUUUAACAAUAGGAGUCUUAUAUGGAAGAAAAAGAGUGCGCGUACAGAACAUGAUCAGACAGUCAGUGAGGUCAAUGUAGCCAAAUACUGCUGGUAACCAAAUCCAAAACAACAAUUGUAAUUCAGAUUGUAAGGUUCCAUGUUGCAUGUCUUUUCUAUGAAUUCACUUUUCAUUUGUGGAAUAAUAUGUGUGUGAUAAUCCUGAGAGUGCUUUGGGACAUUUUGAGCAGAUGUUUUUGUUUUUCUGAAAUUAAAUGAUUCUUUACACAAUAAGACGGUUUUUACUUUGUGUGCGAGCAAAAAACUAAUUCUGUCCUCAAAAUCUCCCAAUGCACGCUCAGGAUUGUGGCACAAAUAUAACUCCAUACGCAGUCCGUUACUUAUCCCGUAACCCCGGUUCUCUGAUAACAAUAGGCAGAAGAUUUGAAAGAGAACCUUGUAUUUUACGUAUUCAAGAGUCUCUUUACUUUUUUUUAUUUGAUUUGUUUUAAAAUGACACUAAAAUUUACACAUCCAUCGACAAAAAACAAUCCAAAAUGUGAAAUGACAUUUGUGAUUUUUUGUUGUUGUAUGUACAGUAUAGUAUGUGGUCUAACACGUAUACUUUAUUACAAUAGUCCUCAUUUGCAUACUUUGAUACCAAAAAAAGGCAGAAUUUUUAUCCUCUACAUUGGGAUCAGCUUUAUCAACGUUUUCUUUUUUCCUCUUUUCGUAGGAUUUUAUUAUCUACGGUACGAGUGAGCAUCUCAUAAUGCUCUCUGUAUUCAAAGCCAAAAAAAUGCAGUUGGAAUACAGUAGUUUAUAUAAAUUAAAACAGAAACAAAUACCCUGAUGGCACACAAAUCCAGAUAAUGUUUGGAUAUAUUUUUAUGUCUCCAUUUUGUGAAUAACUCUUUUUUUCAUUCGAUAUUAUUUUGCUUUGCUACAGGACUGUUUCUUUUUUUAUGCUACCAUUAUAUGUGAAUUAGCCCAAGAAUGCUCUAUAUACAGUAUGUAGAUAUGCACCUUUACUCUUUUUUUGCAUCUUUGAAUUUGGACAGUAGCCAUUUUAACGCAGCCUGACGGAGUUGAAUUUAAGGGGAAACCCGUGGUAUGACUUUCUACUCAGACCGCCGAAACAAGCCUGCCUCCAAGAUGGCUGCCGUCAGAAUGAAGGUGACGUGAAAAGUCAGCGUUAACUUGGCCCUCUGGCUUUGUUUUUUAGCUGAACUGAACCCUUACGGAAAACUAAAUUCAAUCCCGACAUCCCAAUCGGUCACAAUACAGCCUGAAAACCACAGGACUUUUUUAACAGUUGUCAGUGUGUUUGUAUUUAUUACACAUGUAUGAAAUCAUGGAUGUUUCAGAGCUGCUGUCAGGAGGUCAACCGCGGCAUGAUUCCACCAAACAAAGUCAUUUGGAUCACUCCUCCACUCACCUGCUCAGUGUUACAGCGGAGGCCGUGUCUUCUCAUGUCAUUGGAGUGAACUGACAGCACCGGCCAUGCAAGGCAAACGCAAGGAUUGUUUUUGCAGCCCCCUCGAAGAAAAAAAAAGGCUUAACUCUACUUUUCACAUCGCCUGUCAAAUAUUAUCGAAGCUUCAUGUAAUGAUGCUUUUUAGUUUUUGAAUAUAAAAGGAAAAGAGACAUGAAAAAGAAAAAUGAACAAUUUGUAAAACAUGAAAUGUUUUAUUUGUUGCAUGUCUUUUUGUUCUUCAAUAAAAAAUAACGUACUGCAGUGUUUUUGAAUGUUAACUUCUUUUUUAUAAGGAUUUCAGAGUGAAACCGUGGAGCCUUUUUCUUGACAGGUUUUAACUUUUAAGAUCUCUGCGUAUGUAAAAAGGUAUCAAAUGGAAAACAAUUGUCUUUUUAAUUCCAAUUCAAAAACCUGUUUUUUCUGUGGAGAAAAAUAGCUGAAAGGUGUAGGUUUUAUGGUCUCUUAAUUUGUACUGGCAAUGCGUAUCCCAAAUAAAUAGUUUCUUUUGUUGCAUAAA